This is a messenger RNA of Penicillium atrosanguineum, 1935 nucleotides long. RefSeq names its product signal recognition particle subunit SRP72. Lineage: Eukaryota; Fungi; Ascomycota; Eurotiomycetes; Eurotiales; Aspergillaceae. The coding region runs from base 1 to 1935 and encodes 644 amino acids. The transcript has 4 exons. Gene Ontology annotation, molecular function: 7S RNA binding; protein binding; ribosome binding. Gene Ontology annotation, cellular component: signal recognition particle, endoplasmic reticulum targeting. Gene Ontology annotation, biological process: SRP-dependent cotranslational protein targeting to membrane. The record is from RefSeq and is a predicted model, not a curated record.
AUGGUUGCGCAGUCGCUGAGCUCGCUUUUGCAGCGGGCAUCGAUUGACGAUCAUGAGGAGGUCAUUCAGUCCUGCAAUGAAACCCUCGCCAAGUCUAAGACCGAUAUUCACGCCCAACACAUCAAAGUCAUCGCUUUAUUAAAGCUCGAUCGCUACGAGGAUGCGCUGCGGGUGCUUGAGGCCGGAGGCGAUGCCCUGAAGCAGCGGGCUGGGUUGGAACAUGCAUAUGCAUUGUACAAGUGUGCGAAGUUGGAGGAGGCUCUCGAUGCUGUGACUCGCGCGGAUCCUAGCCGCGGUGCCAGCCAUUUGGAGGCUCAAGUGAGCUACCGCGCUGAGCAGUUCCGUCGGGCUGCAGAGAUAUACGAGAAACUUUCCCAGACUCCUAGCUCUGAGGAUCACGACUUGAGCAUCAACUCAUGGGCCACCGAUGCCCAGCUGCAGUGGAAGGGCGAGGCGGAAUACGUGCGCCACGAGCGACCUUCGAGAGAGGAUCUGGAGGCAUUUGAAACGGCAUACAAUGCGGCUUGCUUGAAUAUUGCUAAGGGUGCCCUUCCGCAGGGCGAGGUGCUCCUCAACCGUGCGAAGAACAUUUGUCAGACAUCAGAGGACCUUUCACCCGAGGACAGGGCCGCAGAGCUGCUCCCCAUCUCUGUUCAAUAUUUAUAUGUGUUGAUUCGGCAAGGAAAGACGGAGGAGGCCGAGGCGCUCCUCAAAGAGAUCUCCGUGGAUGCCAUCCAAGAACUUUCUACAAAAAAGGUCGCCCGUAACAACAUUGUUCUGGCUCGUGAAGCCGCGGUCAACCCAUUCAUCCUCUACAAGGCCCUGCACGAAACCCCUGAUGCUAUCAACAACGACCGACUGUUCGAUUUCCAAAACAAUGCGCUGCUUGGCAACUCGCACGCAGCGGAUCUCCUCGUGCAGAAAUAUGACGGCAUGAUCCGUUCAACAGCUAAGGUGCUCUCAAAGAGCCCUUACCCUUCUACCGAGGCCAGCGUUAACCUUCAAUCCGUUUACAACGCUGCUGGCUAUGCGCGCGGCGAAACCGGCCAGAAGGCCUUGAAGCAGAUUCUCCCAGCCCUGGAAAGACGGCCUAAGGACCUUGGUCUCCUCCUGACCGUGGUCCAGCUCUACGUCAACGUUGGUAACACCACCUCCGCCAUCACCGCCGUCGAGCGCUCCCUACGCAGCCUCGAAGAGUCCAUCUCCGAAGCCGACCAGGAUGCCCGCUUCAACCCAGGCUUGCUUAGCGUUCUCGUCUCUUUGUACCAGCGCGAAGGUCGGAAACUCCAGAUCCAAUCCACUUUGGCACAAGCAGCCGACUACUGGCGCAAGAAGCCUGAGCCUCCUGCCUCCCUCCUGCGCGCCGCCGCUACCUCCCUCCUCCACUCCGAUGACUCCUCCGACUUGGCCACAGCCGGAGAUCUGUUCCGCUCCCUGUACCAGCAAGACUCCAGUGACCGCGUCGCCAUCGCCGGCUACGUAGCUUCCCAGGCUACACUGGACUAUUCCCAGGUUGAAUCGCAGCUCGACCGUCUUCCCGAGAUCAGCGACCUCGUCGCCGGUGUUGACGUUUCUGCCUUGGAGUCCGCAGGCAUUGCGCCCUCCGCCUCAUCUGCUGCUGCGGCUGCGGCCGCAUUCGCUGGUGCCCGUAAGCGUUCUGCCACGGACAAGGGCGACCACGCUACGAAACGUGUCCGCAAGUCUCGUCUGCCUAAGGAUUACGAUGAGUCCAAGAAGUCCGACCCCGAGCGCUGGCUUCCUCUGCGCGAUCGAUCCUCCUACAGACCCAAGGGAAGAAAGAACAAGCAGCGCGCCGCGGACCGUACCCAGGGUGGCGUUGUCAGCGAAAGGGCAGAGGAAUCCCCUGCUCCGCAACAACAAAAGUCUGGAGGUGGAAACAACGCGAAGAAGAAUAAGAAGAAGGGCAAGCGGUAG